Messenger RNA from Doryrhamphus excisus (bluestripe pipefish), 1967 nucleotides. It is a transcript of the gene cd99, whose product is annotated as CD99 molecule. NCBI's taxonomy places the organism in Eukaryota, Metazoa, Chordata, Actinopteri, Syngnathiformes, Syngnathidae. The record is from RefSeq and is a predicted model, not a curated record. Gene Ontology annotation, cellular component: plasma membrane. Gene Ontology annotation, biological process: T cell extravasation; homotypic cell-cell adhesion; positive regulation of neutrophil extravasation.
UGAUCCCACCGGGCAGACAUGUUCUCUGCUUUCCUCCUGCAGCCCAACCUUCACAACUCCCUUUUCUUGUAACUUAUUUGCCUGUCUGGACCAUACAUAGGCAACAUGAAGUUUGAUUUGUUAGCCGAGUUACUCCUUCUUCUACUACUGGUGACCGGGACAUUGACUCAGGACGGAUUUGACUUGUCUGAUGCCCUUGAUGACGUAGAUCCAACACCAGCAAAACCCAAAGAGCAACCCAAAGUCCCAGCGAAGCCUAAAGAUGAUGAAUUAGACCUUUUUGAAGCCUUAGGACCAGAUGAACCGAAGAAACCCAAUAAACCGAAACCUAAGCCCGGAGGAUCUGAUGGCUUUGGAUUUGACCUGGAGGAUGCUGUCCAUCCAGACCCAAAUGAAAAGCCAGACAAGCCUGCAAUCGACACACCAAAGCGUGGUGGCGGUGGUGGUGGUGGUUCCUUUGAUGAUAAAGACCUGUUUGACUUAGGCGGUGGAGACUACAAGCCUGACAGGGGAGGUCGUGCUGACCAGCCUCAUGGUGGCGGUGGUAGUGAUCAGCCUCAAGACCCAGACCUACUGUGGGGCCAAGUCCUGAAGAUGCUAAUUGCUAACAUGCCGGAGGAAUUCUUUUUGUGGAUGUCCAAUAUAAGACAGACCUUAGAGAGGAUCUUGGAACUGAUGCAGACUGUGGCCUGAUUGUACGGAUUAGUCAAGAUUUUCUUUUUGCAAAGGUUCUUGGUACUUUAUUCUGAUACGGGUGUCCAAGGGAGAUCCAGAUGUAAGUGGACUUGGUUCUAUAUUCUGGAGGUAAUAUCUUCUUUUUAUUGUUUGACAUUGGUCUUCUUAGCAGACGAGCACAAGUCACAAGACAAAACUGCUGACCGCCUCUUGGGUUUUCCUCCUCACAGUUCUCAUUUUUACAAUUGUCUCCUGAAUGUGGCGUUCACAGUGUCGUUUUUUUGAAUGAACACUCCAUAACUGCUGUGGAAAUUGGUUGAGUGUGUUGCAUUUGUAGUCCUGUUGCUUAUGCAGACAUUCAAGUGUACCGCGUAUCGGUCAGUGUUUUUGUGUUAAAAUUGGUGUCAUUUAUCAGUUUUGAUGACGCUGCAAAUUUGUCUCCACGAGUUGCAUGUGGUAAAAAUGAAAGAGUGAUGGCAAAUUAAUAAAACGAGGAUUGGGUGCAGAAGUCUGAAUUUAUUUCGGGAGAUAUUUUGUGCACAGGCUCAAAAUGAUACAGACCGGAAGAAAUACUAGAUAAAGUACAUUCUCACAAUCACAAUCUAAUAUUGCGUUACCAUCAACAAACAUUUGGUGUACUUCAACCUCGGUAUUGGUUUAAUCAAACACUUUAUAUGGUAAUGGUAAUGGUUUUAUUUUUUUUUACCAGAAAAGUGCAUUCGAAGCAAGUUGGAAAAAAACUGAAAAAAACGACAUACUAACCCUUGUGUUUUUUGUCAAAAAUCACCAAAUUAAACACUGGCAUUUUAUGCCGUUUUUGGAUGCUUCUGGGGUCCCUGAUGAGCGUGUGUGAGGUUUCCCUUGUUUUUUUGACCAGAAAAGUGCAUCAGAAGCAAGUUGGAAAAAAACUGAAAAAAACGACAUAACUUACGUUUUUUUGUCAAAAAUCACCGCCCUCAAACUCUGGCAUUUUAUGCCAUUUUUUGAUGCUUCUGGGGCCCUGAUGAGCGUGUGCGAGGUUUCCCCUGUUGUUUGGACCAGAAAAGUGCAUCAGAAGCAAGUUGAAAAAAACUGAAAAAAACGACAUACGUUUUUUGUCAAAAAACACGCCCUCAAACUCUGGCAUUUUAUGCCAUUUUUGGGUUCAUCUGGGGCCCCUGAUGAGCAUGUGUGUGGUUUUCCCCUGUUUUUUGACCAGAAAAGUGCUUUAAUUUAAUUUAAUUUAUUUUAUUUUGAUAUGAGCAUCCAAUGACAUAAUGGGUACAUAUACUAUAUAUAUAUAUAUAGCACAU